Gossypium raimondii (Peruvian cotton) is the source of this 2826-nucleotide messenger RNA. RefSeq names its product G-type lectin S-receptor-like serine/threonine-protein kinase At1g11330. The record is from RefSeq and is a predicted model, not a curated record. Gene Ontology annotation, biological process: recognition of pollen; protein phosphorylation. The transcript is spliced from 8 exons. Gene Ontology annotation, molecular function: ATP binding; protein kinase activity. Lineage: Eukaryota; Viridiplantae; Streptophyta; Magnoliopsida; Malvales; Malvaceae. Bases 1 to 2565 code for a protein of 854 amino acids.
AUGAAUGAAGUGGUGGUGAUUUCAAAGCUCCGACAUCCAAAUCUGGUUAGAUUAUUUGGGUGCUGUGUUGACGGUGAAGAGAAGAUGCUGGUCUUUGACUGCUCUGUUUUACUAUCUUUAAUAUCUUGCUUUUACUUGCUAUUUGCCACUGCUUUAGACACCAUAACACCAUCAAAAUCCAUCAAAGACCCUGAAUUUAUAAUCUCCCAGAAUGGUACUUUCCGAUUGGGAUUCUUCAGCUUGGCUAACUCCAGCAAUCGUUAUGUAGGGAUAUUGUACCAUCAAAUCCCCGUACAAACUGUUGUAUGGGUGGCAAAUAGAAACAGGCCUCUCAAAGACUCUUCUGGGAUUCUCAACAUAUCAGAUGAUGGCAACCUUGUUGUUUUGAAUGGCAAAACUGAGACUCUCUGGUCAUCAAAUGUUACCAAUACAGCUCCUAAUGUAACGACUGCCCACCUUUCAGACUUAGGAAACCUCGUCCUCAGUAAUGGUGACGAUGCAGGAAGCAGCUUAUGGGAGAGUUUUCAACACCCUUCUAAUGCCUUCAUUGAAAGUAUGGAGAUCAGCACUGAUGUUAAAAAGGGUCGAAAAGUGGAGAUCAAAUCAUGGAAAAGCCAUGAUGAUCCAUCUGAUGGUAACUUUUCUUUUGGUAUUGAACCGUUCAAUGUCCCAGAGUUUGUCAUUUGGAACAAUAACCAGCUCUAUUUUCGUAGUGGUCCAUGGAAUGGAAAUAUGUUUAUUGGCUUAAUACUUCCGACCGUCGCUUUCUCUUGGUUUUCUGUUGUUGCAGAUAAUCGACAACAAACGUUUUUUAUAGGUUAUGAAGAUUCUAAUCACUCUAUGUUGACAUACUGUGAAUUAGAUUCUCAAGGAAAAUUCAGUGAACGGAGAUGGGAUGCGGAGAAAGGGAACUGGAUAAAGAGUUACUCUAUUUAUCAUACAGAUUGUGAUGUUUAUGGGAAGUGUGGGGAAUUUGGGAUGUGCAAUUCAAAGAAACGACCCAUUUGCAGUUGCUUAAAGGGGUUUAAGCCUAGGAAUGCAGAGGAAUGGAGUAGAGGUAAUUGGAGUAGUGGGUGUUUUAGGACUACCCCUUUGCAGUGCCAAAGGGAUAACAACAAUGGGAGUGGAGCAGGCAAAGGUGAUGAUGGGUUUUUGGAGAUGAAGAUGAUGAAUGUGCCCGCAUUUCCAGACCGGUCAUCAAUAGUUAACGGCGAAUGCAAAGAUCAAUGCUUGAAGAAUUGUUCGUGCGUGGCUUAUGCGUAUGAUGCUGGCAUUGGUUGCAUGAUGUGGAGUGGAGAUUUGAUUGAUGUCAAGGAAUCCAGUCGCGGAGUCGAUCUUUACAUUCGUCUGCCAGCUUCGGAACUGGAUAAAGGGAAAAGUAGUAAGGUCAUUGUCAUUACAACAGUAAUUGCGGGCAUAGGAGUUAUCACAAUUUCUGCACUCUUCUUACGGUGUAGGAUGCUUAAACAUAAACGAAGAAAUAAAAAGAGAAAACACAUCAAAUUUUGUAGUGAAAAUAUAAGAGAAAAUUCAAUUGGAGUUAAACUCCAGCAGUUGCCACUAUUCAAUUUCGAAGAACUUGCCACCGCGACAAAUAACUUCAAUCACGCAAAAAUGCUAGGGCAGGGUGGUUUCGGUCCAGUUUACAGGGGAACAUUAGAUGAUGGAAAAGAAAUAGCAGUGAAGAGAUUGUCGAAAGCUUCGGGGCAAGGAUUGGAAGAAUUUAUGAAUGAAGUGGUGGUGAUCUCUAAGCUUCAACAUCGAAAUCUGGUAAGACUGCUUGGCUGUUGUGUUGAAGGAGAAGAGAAGAUGCUCGCCUACGAAUAUAUGCCCAACAAAAGUUUGGACGCUCUUCUCUUUGAUCCAGCUAAACAAGAUGUUUUGGAUUGGAGAAAACGAUUCAACAUUAUUGAAGGGAUUAGUCGAGGAUUGCUUUAUCUACAUAGAGAUUCAAGACUAAAGAUUAUACAUAGAGAUCUAAAAGCAAGUAAUAUUUUACUCGAUGAAGAAUUAAACCCAAAAAUUUCAGAUUUUGGGAUGGCUAGGAUUUUCGGAGGCAAUCAAAAUCAAGCUAACACUAAAAGGGUUGUUGGAACUUAUGGUUAUAUGUCUCCUGAGUAUGUAAUGCGAGGGCAAUUUUCAGAGAAAUCAGAUGUAUUCAGUUUUGGAGUUCUAUUGCUAGAGGUUGUUAGCGGAAGAAGAAACACAAGCUUUUGCAACGACCAGUAUGCACUUAGCCUCUUGGGAUAUGCAUGGAAAUUGUGGAGGGAAGGCGAUAUUUGUGGCAUUGUAGACAAAGUGAUUUUAGAGUCAGAAACAUAUUCAAAGAAUGGAAAUGAAAAAGAAAUAUGGAGAUGCAUACAUGAUGGUUUGGUAUGUGUUCAAGAAUUUGCUAAAGAUAGGCCCACUAUGCCUACAGUUAGGGGUGAGCAAAAUUCGAUUCGACUCGAAAAAAUCGAAAAAAAAUUUGAAUUUCGAGUUAAACGAAUCGAGUUAUUCGAGUUAAUCGAGUUAUUCGAAUCAACUCGAAUUUUUUUUUCGAAUUUCAAGUUCGAAUCGAGUUGAGUUUUCGAAUUCGAAUAACUCGAAUAAUUCGAAUAAUUCGAAUAUCAAACUAUAAUAUUUUAUAGUUUUACCCUAAACUCCCAAACUUUUUUACUUUUCCCUCAAAACUUUUACUCCUUCCCACUUUUCCCCCAAAACUUUUACUCCCCUCCCCUCCCAACCCCCCAAUCUACCCAAAAUCCAUUUCCCACCAAAAUUUUACUCUUCCAUUCAAUUUUUUUUUCAAAAUUUUACUCUCAAAAACCCUCAAAACUUUUUAUU